Myotis daubentonii (Daubenton's bat) is the source of this 4076-nucleotide messenger RNA. Its product is annotated as sterile alpha motif domain-containing protein 10. Gene Ontology annotation, biological process: cell surface receptor protein tyrosine kinase signaling pathway. Gene Ontology annotation, molecular function: protein binding; zinc ion binding. The record is from RefSeq and is a predicted model, not a curated record. Gene Ontology annotation, cellular component: cytoplasmic side of plasma membrane. Lineage: Eukaryota; Metazoa; Chordata; Mammalia; Chiroptera; Vespertilionidae.
GGGCAGGCCCUUGCGGUCCUGGGGUUCACAGUGUGGUGGGGGGCAAGAGGGGGUCGAACGGACUUCUCCUGGGAAGCAAGUGCCCACUCGAGGGAGAGGCCUAUGGGAAACUCUGGAAAAUGUGUCAAUUAAGAAGUUAAAGGAGUAACCUGAGGUAGGAGAAUGGAGGGACGUGGUUGGUCUGGCCUUUGACCUGAGCCCAGGGGCAGAAGGUCCCGGGAGCAGGUACGACCCCUCCUGCCGGGCACACACAGGGGACGGAGGUGUGCGGAUGCCCGGCCCCCAGCCGCCGGGCGCAGGCCCCCCUCGCCCUGGCCGACACCUACAUUUGCAUCGCAGACCGCGCGCCGCCGACACACCUCCGAGCUUCCGGAGCGCGCCCGGCGACCGGGCUCAGCGGCAGGUGCCUCGCCGCGCAGACUCCCGGACGCGGGGGCCCGUGCGGGCAGGGGCCGGGGCGGGGCGGUGGCGCACGUUCCCCGCCGGCCACACGGCCGCCCUGCGCCCGGCGAGGGGCGUGUGCGCGGGCCCCAUGUUCACGGAGCUGAGCACCCAGCUGAGCCCCCCGCGAGGCCGCGCCGGGGCUGUGCGCGCGGGAUUCGGAGAGCGCCGGGAUGUGGACGCCACUGCCCACUUCAGCUUCUGCCGGACCCUCCUGGAGCACACAAUGUCAGCUGAGAGCAUCCCCUGCCACUUGCCUAGGACUCCAGGCACCAGCCUCACGUGGCAUGACUCACGAAGCCAGAGGGCAGCUGGUGGCCGGCCAGUCAAGCUCCUGCAGCAGCCUGGCACAGAGGCCCCCCAGGGCCGGCUGUACUCUGACCACUGUGGCCUGUACCACACGAGCCCCUCACUGGGUGGCCUGACGAGGCCUGUGGUCCUGUGGAGUCAGCAGGACGUCUGCAAGUGGCUCAAGAAGCACUGUCCCCACAACUACCUCGUCUACGUGGAGGCCUUCUCCCAGCACGCCAUCACUGGCCGGGCACUGCUUCGGUUGAAUGCAGAGAAGCUGCAGCGGAUGGGACUGGCACAGGAGGCCCAAAGGCAGGAGGUGCUGCAGCAGGUGCUGCGCCUACAGGUGCGCGAGGAGGGGCGGAGCCUGCAGCUGCUCAGCCAAGCAAUGACUGAUCCUUUCUGUGUUGGAGGCGGCCGCCGACUCCUGGGGUCCAGCAAGAGUGGGCCUGGGAAGGAUGGCAGCCAGAGUGAGGUCCGGCUUCCUGUGCGGCACGACCCAAAGCUGGGGUUGCCGGUGGCCCGGGGUGGGCAGACAAUGCCUAGCCAGGCCCCACUCUGCUUUGACCCGGGAAGUCCAGCCAGCGACAGGACAGAAGGGAAGAAAAAGGGGCGUCCGAAAGCUGAGAACCAGGCCCUCCGAGACAUUCCCCUCUCUCUGAUGACCCAGUGGAAAGACGAAUUCAAGGUGCACUCACGGGUGAAGUGUCCCAGCUCAGGGUGCUGGCUGGAGUUCCCCAGCAUCUACGGGCUCAAGUACCAUUACCAGCGGUGCCAAGGGGGUGCCAUCUCAGAAAGGCUGACCUUUCCCUGCCCCUUCUGUGAGGCCGCCUUCACCUCCAAGACCCAGCUGGAGAAGCACCGGAUUUGGAACCACAUGGAUCGACCCCUGUCUGCCCCCAAGCCUGGGCCAGUCAGCCGGCCAGUCACCAUUAGUCGGCCUGUUGGGGUCAGCAAGCCCAUUGGAGUGAGCAAACCUGUCACUAUUGGCAAGCCUGUGGGUGUCAGCAAACCCAUCGGUAUCAGCAAGCCAGUGACGGUCAGCAGGCCUGUGCCGGUCACCAAGCCAGUGACGGUCAGCAGGCCUGUGCCGGUCACCAAGCCAGUGACAAUCAGCAGGCCUGUGCCGGUCACCAAGCCAGUGACAAUCAGCAGGCCUGUGACGGUCAGCAGGCCUGUGCCAGUCACCAAGCCAGUGACGGUCAGCAGGCCUGUGCCGGUCACCAAGCCAGUGACGGUCAGCAGGUCCGUGCCGAUCACCAAGGCUAUGCCGGUCACUAGGCCUGUGCCCGUCACCAAGCCCAUACCAGUCACCAAGUCUGUGCCCGUCACCAAGGCAGUGACCACAAACAAGCCGGUGCCGAUGACAAAACUUGUGACAGUUACGAAACCUGUGCCAGUCACCAAGGCCGUGCCGGUCAGCAGGCCCGUGGUGGUCAGUAAGCUGGUGGCCGUCAGCAGGCCCGUGGCGCUCGGCAGACACACGCCGUCCUGCAAGAUGGUGCUGCUGGCCAAGUCUGAGAGCAAAACUCCUCGGGCCACGGGGAGGGCCGGUGGGAAAAAAAGGGCUGCGGACAGCCGGGACGCCUGCCCCCUCCCACCCAAGCAGGCGCGGUCAGAGAGCGGGGAGUGUGGCCCACCCACCACGGGCCAGGGCUCCGCCCUCCAGCCCAGCACAGACCCCAGCAGUGGCCCCCUUUCUCUAGGCAGCAGGCCCUUGGGGGGCAAGGAGGUGCCAAGGGCCACAGGCCCUGUGUCCCUGCCUGAAGAGGGAGCUGAGCGCAUGAAGCACAGAAGGAAACAGAAAACACCCAAGAAAUUCACGGGGGAGCAGCCAUCCAUCUCAGGAACCUUCGGACUCAAAGGCCUGGCCAAGGCAGAAGACAAGUCCCGAGGCUACCGUGCCAAGAAGCAGGAGGGGCCUGGCCCCGAGGAUGUCCGAAAGAAGGUGCCGGCCCCCGCCAACACUGUCAGCAAGGAGGUGCCGGCCCCCGUGGCCCACUCAACCCCAGGUGGCCCUGAGGAACAGUGGCAGCGGGCCAUUCACGAACGGGGGGAGGCUGUCUGCCCCACGUGCAGCGUGGUCACCCGAAAGACCCUCGUGGGGCUCAAGAAGCACAUGGAGGUGUGUCAGAAGCUGCAGGAUGCCCUCAAGUGCCAGCACUGCCGGAAGCAGUUCAAGUCCAAGGCCGGUCUCAACUACCACACCAUGGCUGAGCACAGCGCCAAGCCCUCUGACACGGAGGCCUCCGAGGGGAGUGAGCAGGAGGAGCGCGAACGACUGCGCAAAGUGCUGAAGCAGAUGGGGAGGCUGCGUUGCCCCCAGGAGGGCUGUGGGGCCGCCUUUUCCAGCCUCAUGGGCUACCAGUACCACCAGCAACGCUGUGGGAAGCCGCCCUUCGAGGUAGACAGUCCCUCCUUCCCCUGUACCCACUGCGGCAAGACCUACCGCUCCAAGGCUGGUCAUGACUAUCACAUGCGCUCGGAGCACACAGCCCCGCCCCCCGAGGAGCCCCAGGACAAGCCCUCUGAGGCCGAGGACCUGUUGGGUAUCGAGCGGACCCCCAGCGGCCGCAUCCGCCGCACGUCGGCCCAGGUUGCCGUGUUCCACCUGCAGGAGAUUGCAGAGGACGAACUGGCCCGAGAUUGGACCAAGAGGCGGAUGAAAGAUGACCUGGUGCCUGAGACGGCUCGGCUCAACUACACUCGGCCAGGCCUCCCCACACUCAACCCCCAGCUGCUGGAGACCUGGAAGAACGAAGUCAAGGAGAAAGGCCACGUCAACUGUCCCAAUGACUGCUGUGAAGCCAUCUACUCCAGUGUGUCCGGCCUCAAGGCCCACCUCGCCAGCUGCAGCAAGGGAGACCACCUGGUGGGAAAGUACCGCUGUCUGCUGUGUCCGAAGGAGUUCAGCUCUGAGAGUGGCGUCAAGUACCACAUCCUCAAGGCCCACGCAGAGAACUGGUUCCGCACUUCGGCAGACUCGCCUCCCAGACACAGGAGCCAGGGGUCACUGGUACCUAAGAAGGAGAAGAGUCCGGCAGGCGGGAAGAAGCGGGGCCGCAGGCCCAAGGAGCGGCUGUCUGAGGAGCCUGCACCCAAGAUGGCCCCCCGCCAGGAGGACUGGCCCCCAGGAGGCAGAGACAAGGGGGCCCAGGACUCCACUGGCCGGAAGUGUUUAUUUGCAAGAUGUUUGGACGGCGGCGAGCUCGGGCCCUGCUCACCUCGUGACCGUCUGUCCCGGUCCUCGUCCCCGCCCCCAGGCCCUGAGUGGCACGGGCGGGCCAUCAACUGUAUGUAUUAAAAAUGACUGUAUCAAAUAAAUGUCUAUUGAUGGUUUUCCA